GUGCUGCGAAUUAUUUUCGUUUUAUAAAUACAAUAUAUAAAAAAACAACACAUUUAAAGAUGCCACAGGGGAAAUUCAAGAAAGCCAAAAUGCCAGCGGCGAUGGCAAAGAAGAAGCAAAAGCAAGCCGCAUUCACACGACGAUCCAAUGCACCCAUCCAGGCGAAGAAGGGCAAGUUCAAUGAGACACAGAAAAUCAAGGCAGUCAUUUCCAAGUCGGUCAACAAGAGCGUGGAGAGUGAGCUGCGAUCCCGGGCCCACGAAGGUUACAUUCAACUGAGCAAGGCCCAGGAGGCUGUGGCCAAGCAUCACGCCUCGCAGGCGGCAGCGGCAGCGGCAGCAGCAACCAGCACAAGCGCCAGCACAAGCAAACCUGUAGCAUAGUUUAGUUGAUAGUUUAAAAAUAGUUGUAUAUAACUCAAUUAAAGCCAUACAUAUGUAUGCCAAUGACUGUACAGAAA
Drosophila persimilis is the source of this 460-nucleotide messenger RNA. RefSeq lists its product as uncharacterized. Lineage: Eukaryota; Metazoa; Arthropoda; Insecta; Diptera; Drosophilidae. The record is from RefSeq and is a predicted model, not a curated record. The transcript is spliced from 2 exons. Bases 60 to 383 code for a protein of 107 amino acids.